GUGUAGGAUUCCAUAAUAAUUGACCCCUCUGAGUUCUGAUCUGCUCUCCUGCACUAUCUCUACACGGAUUUUAUCUCUCAUAUUCAUAAAAUCAUCAAAUACACGAUACACAACACACACUCAAACGCCCUUUUCAAGAUCAAAUUCCACCAGAUCUUCCAGACUUCACUCAUUAAAUCCUUCAGUUAACAGGAAGCAUCACAACUCUACUACUCUAUCCAGAAAUGGGUUGUGGUCACAACCCUAACUUACUACACCAUUUAACCAUUUCUCUUCUCUUUCUCUCGAUUCCAUUCACAACCCAACUUAGAUCCAUCGCUCAAGGUAGAAUGCUGGUAACACAAGCCACCCAUUCUCAGGUGGAAGAUGAAAAGACGAUACUAAGAGGACAAAUAGGAUCAAGACCACCAAGAUGUGAAAGAAGGUGUGGUUCUUGUGGUCAUUGUGAAGCCAUUCAAGUGCCGACAAACCCACAAAUCAAGAAUACUGCAUCUAAUGGAGUAAAUAAUCCAGCAGUUGGAGCUACAAUAGCAUAUGCAAGAGGUGAUUACAGCUCAAACUACAAACCCAUGAGUUGGAAAUGCAAAUGUGGGAGCUUUAUCUUCAACCCAUGAGAUUAAUUAUCUUGAUCGAUUCUAUUCUUCAUUGGUUACUAUAAUAGUAAGUGUACAUAAUGAGGAGUUAAGAGUAUUUGUUUAAAAUCAUCUUCUCGGAGCUCUUUGGUUUUUAUGCUUUGAGUGUUGCCUUGUUCUUGGGGGCCUGAUUUUUGUACUUGCUUCCUUUUGCGAUUAAUCUAUUGGUUAUAAGUAUUAUUUAUCGUAUAA
Lactuca sativa (garden lettuce) is the source of this 824-nucleotide messenger RNA. Its product is annotated as EPIDERMAL PATTERNING FACTOR-like protein 2. The record is from RefSeq and is a predicted model, not a curated record. Gene Ontology annotation, biological process: stomatal complex development; guard cell differentiation. NCBI's taxonomy places the organism in Eukaryota, Viridiplantae, Streptophyta, Magnoliopsida, Asterales, Asteraceae.